UGUACAUAAUAACCAACCAUCAGCGCUGCAAAUUGGACUAAUAAUGGUUUACUGUUCAAGAAACACUAUCGUGUGUGCACAUUUGGUAGAGUCCAAUGUCCUCUGCCUAGUGAAUGAAGAGCUGAAGGCCACGGCUUGGUGUAAACAGAAGGAAUCAUGGUUAAUUUUGUAGCACUUGCCCGGGAGCAUUGGGUGAACAUCUUGGUACCCAUGGGCUUUGUGUUUGGAUGGUACCUUGACAAACAGCAGGACCAGAAGCUCACAGCUUUCAGGAACAAAAGUGUUUUGUUCAGCCGGGAGCUGAAGCCUGGGGAGGAGGUGACCUGGAAGUAGACUGUCCCUACCUGGACCGUGUCCAGUCAUCAGUGGUGUGAAUGGCCAUCAAAUCAGAAUAUUUAAGAAGACUCGUAUCUCUGUUUUCGAAUGGAUCAACUAAUAAUUGUUUAAUGUUUUGAGUUGUAUCAACCGAUAAUAAACAUGCCCUUUCACUUCAAAAUCA
Messenger RNA from Acanthopagrus latus (yellowfin seabream), 499 nucleotides. RefSeq names its product NADH dehydrogenase [ubiquinone] 1 beta subcomplex subunit 1-like. Gene Ontology annotation, cellular component: mitochondrion. The coding region runs from base 157 to 333 and encodes 58 amino acids. The record is from RefSeq and is a predicted model, not a curated record. The transcript is spliced from 3 exons. NCBI's taxonomy places the organism in Eukaryota, Metazoa, Chordata, Actinopteri, Spariformes, Sparidae.